Molecule: messenger RNA, 2993 nt
Organism: Sorex fumeus (smoky shrew)
Lineage: Eukaryota; Metazoa; Chordata; Mammalia; Eulipotyphla; Soricidae
Gene: CHDH
Product: choline dehydrogenase
Exons: 8
Coding region: 241-2028 (595 amino acids)
Cellular component (GO): mitochondrial inner membrane
Molecular function (GO): choline dehydrogenase activity; flavin adenine dinucleotide binding
Source: RefSeq, a predicted model, not a curated record
UGCCGGGUGGGUGGUGGCCAGUUUUCUGCUUCAGUAAAGGAAUAGGGCCAGUCUCUGGUUCACCGCGAGGAGACAGCUGCUCACUGAAAGGCGUCUUCUCGUCCUUGCCCGAUUAGGUGAGACCUUGCGUGGUCCUGGGCUGAGCCCCCUGCCCUCCCAGCUGUGGCCAAGCAGGGCCCUGAGCGGGGAAAAUACCUCAUCGCCUUCCUCGGGUGGACCUAGGAGGACGUGGCCAGAAGCAUGUGGUGUAUCCUGCGAAGCUGGCGGCAAGGAGGCCUGGGCGCGUGGGGAGUCGUGAGCCAGCAACAGUGGCUCCAGGGCACUCGCGCCCUGGCCAGCGGGGUCUCCCGGGGCAGAGACGAGUACAACUACGUGGUGGUGGGUGCGGGUUCUGCGGGAUGUGUGCUGGCCAACCGGCUCACAGAGGACCCCGACAAGCGUGUGCUGCUGCUGGAGGCAGGGCCCAAGGACACGUACGCCGGGAGCAAGCGGCUCCUGUGGAAGAUCCACAUGCCCGCAGCCCUUGUGGCCAACCUGUGCGAUGACAAGUACAACUGGUACUACCACACGGAGCCACAGGCUGGCAUGGAUGGCCGCGUGAUGUACUGGCCACGGGGCCGGGUGUGGGGUGGCUCCUCGUCCCUCAAUGCCAUGGUGUACAUCCGUGGGCACGCUGAGGACUAUGAGCGCUGGCAGCGGGAGGGCGCCGACGGCUGGGACUAUGGCCACUGCCUGCCCUACUUCCGGAAGGCACAGGCCCAUGAGCUGGGUGCUGACACCUACCGCGGCGGCCACGGGCCCCUGCACGUGUCCCGGGGCCGGACCAACCACCCUCUGCAUCAGGCCUUCCUGGAGGCAGCACAGCAGGCCGGCUACCCCUUCACCGAGGACAUGAACGGCUUCCAGCAGGAAGGCUUUGGCUGGAUGGACAUGACUAUCCACAAAGGCAAACGGUGGAGCGCAGCCUGUGCAUACCUGCACCCGGCUCUGAGCCGCUCCAACCUCAGGGCCGAGGCCAGGGCCUGGGUGAGAAGGGUGCUGUUCGAAGGCACCCGCGCCGUGGGCGUGGAGUAUGUCCAAGAUGGCCAGAGCCACAAGGCUUACGCCAGCCAGGAGGUGAUUCUGAGCGGUGGUGCCAUCAACUCCCCGCAGCUGCUCAUGCUCUCCGGCGUGGGCAACGCGGAUGACCUCAAGAAGCUGGGCCUCCCUGUUGUGUGCCAUCUCCCUGGAGUUGGCCAGAACCUGCAGGACCACCUGGAGAUCUAUAUCCAGCAGGCCUGCACCCAGCCCAUCACCCUGCACUCGGCACAGAAGCCUCUGAACAAGGUUCGAAUCGGGCUGGAAUGGCUCUGGAAGUUCACAGGGGACGGAGCCACGGCCCACCUGGAGACGGGUGGCUUCAUCCGCAGCCAGCCCGGGGUCUCCCACCCGGACAUCCAGUUCCAUUUCCUGCCUUCGCAAGUGAUUGACCAUGGGCGGGCACCCACCCGAGAGGAGGCUUACCAGGUGCAUGUGGGGACCAUGCGGGGCACGAGUGUGGGCUGGCUCAAACUGAGAAGCACCAACCCCCAAGACCACCCUGUGAUCCAGCCCAACUACUUGUCAACAGAAGCUGACAUCAAGGACUUCCGUCAGUGCGUGAAGCUGACCCGAGAAAUUUUUGCCCAGAAAGCCCUGGCACCGUUCCGGGGGCCAGAGCUCCAGCCUGGCAGCCACGUCCAGUCGGACAAAGAGAUUGAUGCCUUUGUGCGGGCAAAGGCAGAUAGCGCCUACCACCCCUCGUGCACCUGCAAGAUGGGCCAGCCCUCCGACCCCACCGCGGUGGUAGACCCGCAGACCAGAGUCCUCGGGGUAGAAAACCUCAGGGUGGUCGACGCGUCCAUCAUGCCAAGCGUGGUCAGCGGCAACCUGAACGCCCCCACCAUCAUGAUUGCGGAGAAGGCUGCUGACAUCAUUAAGGGGCAGCCUGCCCUGUGGGACAAGGACGUCCCUGUCUACAAGCCGGGGACUCUGGCCACCCAGCGUUGACCAUCUCAGUUCCUGAAGGCCCCUGGGAGCCCGGGCUGGCACGGCUCCCAGUGUGCUUGGCGGCCCCCAUCUAGGACAUUAAGACUCCAUAGCGCUGGCCUGGGGGACUUGGUAGGAAACCAGACGGUCAGCUGGUCAGUGCAUCAGUGUUCUGCCAGCCUCUCCCUGUAGGCCUGGGUAGAGGCAGGGGGGACUGGCACUCUGGCCUGGGUCUCCUCCCCCUGCCUCCUGGAGGGGACCACAGUGGGAGGAGAAGCUGACCGGGGGCAUGGGCACUGACCAUGGUCUUUUCCUGUAUCCCGUGGUGUCCCCCACUCCAGGGUACAGCCUGGAUGUGGGGAAGUGGCUCCCUGCCAGGUCUCCCUCAGAGCAGAGGGAGCUGUACCCGGGGUGCAAAGCCUUCCCGAGGCUGCAGCCCCCACACGAGGCUGUGACCCGGAGUUGAGGCCACACGUCGCACUGGCACUGGUGCUCAGAGAAAUGCCCAUGGCAGGAGGAACGGCUGAUUCCUUCCGUCGUACUUCUGCCCUCACCAGAGGCAGGCAGGCACAGGGGCUAUUCGGUCAAAGCACCCCCUUCCCCCCCCCCCCCUGCCCCACCCAAGCACUCCAGAGUUAAUGAAACACUCUCCUGCCUGGGAAGCAUCUCUGGACCUUCAUCUUCACCUCCACAGUGCUCACAAUGGAACAUUUCCAGUGCUCGCCCCGUUCCCAGGGAACCCCGAGCCCCAGUGCCAAUCCCACAUACCAGUCUGUCACUCCAAACAGAAGCAGCCAGUCGGCGGGGCGCCUCCUCUCCGCCAAGGGAGACCCCGCGCAGCUGACAGGGGCUGGUUCAUUCUUAUUCUCUUGAUGUCCACGGGAAGAGACCGGGACGGUGCCAAGUCCCAGGGAGAGGCACGGCUGCGCCAGUGCCUGCACACAUGCAGCUGAGUGGAAGGGAAAUAAACCGAGAAAGUAAAAUAG